AUGUGGGUGGUGCAGCCAUGUUGGGUUUGGGCGCCGGCCCGGCUGGGAUGGGCAGGGUGGAUGAUGGUGUCCCUCUUGUUGAUUGACCAGGACUCUCCAGAAUCGGCUCGCCUGCCAGAUCGCCGAGACCGGGCAAGAAACGGCGGCAGCGGCCGGCAAAGGAGGCACGGAAGCACCACCACGGCCCAAGACUUUUGCGGUCGGCUACCCCGACGACAGGCAAUGUCCGCAUCCCACACCGGCAGUCCAUGGACCAGACCCAUCUCGACCGACGGUCUAUCUGCAAAGCUCAACCCUUUGUCGCUUUCAACCACGAACUCGCUGGUUUUCCUCGUCAACUUUUUCCCCUUCAAACGCAUGCGAAAAGUUGGCAUUUCCCAUCGUCCGAACUUUACGAACAACGAGAAUUCGCCGGUCUCGUCGCUGAGUGCCGAUUGGGGGAAGCCGUCCCAGAGUGGCGGCGAUACCAUCAUGGGGCUCGGUGUGAUGUCUUUCAGGAGGUCUGCCAGAGGAAGUCGACCAAGUAAGGCCGGGAGCAAAGACCGCUUCCAUGACGUCGGCCGCGACAAGUGUCAGACCUCGACCUCGACCUCAACUUUCACUACGACGUGGGGAUCGGAAUCGGGAGCCGGGCCUUAUUUCUCACAAGCCACUUGGUUACUCUGGAACCUGUCGUUUUCCUCGGGGGAGGCCGAAGAUGUGUGUGCAUGGCAUGGCAACGCAACACGAGCCCACAGCAGGGCGCAGUCAACAUUUGUCGCGAGCCAGAUUGAGUCAGACUCGUGUUCGGCCGACGGCGGUCAGUAA
Molecule: messenger RNA, 807 nt
Organism: Colletotrichum orchidophilum
Lineage: Eukaryota; Fungi; Ascomycota; Sordariomycetes; Glomerellales; Glomerellaceae
Exons: 2
Coding region: 1-807 (268 amino acids)
Source: RefSeq, a predicted model, not a curated record